AGCGCCGCGAGUACCCGCCCUGCCAAAAUGUCUGAUGUCAACAAGACUAUUCAGAAAUGGCACGCCAGUUUUAAGAAAGGCACAGACUUUGACUCGUGGGGACAAUUAGUGGAGGCUAUAGAUGAGUACCAAAUUCUUGCAAGACAACUGCAAAAAGAAGUCCAGUCAUCAAAUUCAUCAGACUUCACAGAAGAGCAGAAGAAAACUUUAGGAAAGAUUGCAACAUGCCUGGAGAUGAGAAGUGGCAGUUUGCAGUGCACACAGUCAAAGGAGCAGUUCAAGUUAGAAGAACUGAAGAAACUGGAAACCAUAAUUCAAAAUAUACUGACCUACAACAAAGAAUUUCCCUUUGAUGUCCAGCCAGUGCCCUUAAGGAAAAUCCUCGCUCCAGGUGAAGAGGAGAACCUGGAGCUGGAGGAGGAGGAGGAUGCUGCAGCAGGAGCAGGUUCUACAGAAGCUUUCCCUACGCGAGCCCCUGCUUCGCAAGGUACCUUGUUGCCACGGUUACCCUCAGAGCCUGGGAUGUCACUACUUACAUUAAAGAUUGAAAAAAUUGGGUUGAAGGAUGCCGGGCAGUGCAUCGAUCCCUACAUGACCAUUAGCGUCAAAGAUUUGAACGGUGUAGAUUUGAACCCGGUGCAAGACACGCCUGUAGCCACCAGGAAGGAAGAUACCUACAUUCACUUCAGUGUGGACGUAGAGAUCCAGAGACAUGUGGAGAAAUUACCAAAAGGAGCAGCUAUCUUCUUUGAAUUCAAGCACUACAAACCUAAAAAGAGGUUUACCAGCACAAAAUGUUUUGCCUUCAUGGAAAUGGAUGAGAUCAAACCCGGCCCCAUCGUAAUCGAACUUUACAAGAAGCCCACAGACUUCAAGAGGAAGAAACUGCAGCUUUUAACAAAGAAACAACUCUAUCUCCAUCUUUAUCAGACACUACACAAGGACAGCUAAGUCCAGCACACCUUGAACUUUGAACCACCUCUUUUAAUCAUUCUCUUAUGGCCACAUCCAGCAAAAUGUGGUGUUCCACCUCAUCACAUCCAGCAAUACUAAAUCAAGGUUGUAGUUUUUUUUCCAUGAGUAUAUGAAGAAAGUAAUGGGAACUGAGCCAAACAUUAGUCACAUUAGCUCAGACGCCACAUUAUUUUUGCAUUUUUGUAUUCUUUGAUUUUGUUGUCAAGUUCUGUUGCUGGAAACUCUUGUCCAAAAAAUCAAAAACCCUUAAAAUUAUUAUUUUUGACUAGUUGAAGAUACGUUAUUUUACUGCAGGGUUGUGUUAAAACAGGUAAACCACUUAAUUUCCAGUCUUCCUUAGCUCACUGAUUUUGCAAAACAGGGGACACAAUGUGAGUUAUUGCAGGUGCUGAAUUUGAGUCUUAAUAGAAUUUGACUCGCUACUAUAUGUUUGUGCCGUUGGAUUUUGGACUCUCAAGUGAAAUUCAGCAAAACAUUAAAAGCAACUAUAGUUGCCAACAAAUGGACUUGUUGGAAGUCAUAGCAGAGUUUGCAAAGCCAUUCCCUCAAAAAAUAACACGCUACACUGUUUGCUCCAUCAAGCCAUUAAAAGUUAAUAAUUCUGUCGGAGCGUGCCAUAAUUAUAGUGUCUAAUUAUCAUCAAUUUAAUCAGUGAAUUUAAAAAAGCUAAACACAAACUGGUUAAUUAAAUUUGCAUUAUUAAAAUCUAAGCAAAAAUAGUGAUAAAAAGAUUAAAUUCACCUAUUAAUAAUUCUGUUUUAUUUGUUCUUGCUUAAAUUAUUAAUAAAAAACAAUUUUAAAAAGGCUAUUAAAUUAAACUUUGUGUUAAUCCAUUUACAUACCUGCCAACAUUUAGGUUUCAAAAUAUGGGAGUUUUUUUCAGCGUCAGAGGGGGGUGGGGUGGGGGGGCAGGGUUGUAGGCAGAGUGCCGUCCUGCCCGUGCAGAGAACAGCUGCGCAUAUGCCCUUCGGGUUGUGGGUUGCCAGGUUGUAGUGACAGAUAGGUUGAAAUUGUAUGUAGUGUGUGGAUUGUGUUUCAUAGACUAUCUGGCAACUUGGGUGAUGUCAGAAAAACAUUCAAAACUUGGAUCCGUGUAUGACGAUUAUUCAGAAAUUUGAGGGCCAUGCAAAUUACAGGACUUUCCUGGGUGAAACAACAAAAUGGGUUGGCGCCGGGAGGUGGCCUUGAAAUAUGGGAGAACCCGGGGAAAACGGGAGUGUUGGCAGGUAUGCAUUUACUAAUGUGUCUGCUUAUCAUAAACAGUACCAUCUCUUUGUUUUCUGCUUUUAACAUUUACAGUUUCCAUUUUGUGCUUUCUUUAAUAUUAACCUACAUUAACAGAUUUUGGCCACCUGGGGGCAGCACAUACAAGCUGUAAACACAACAUUGACAUUAUCAUCACCUUUUAAGUUGAUAUGUGACCUUCCUUUUUACACAUCCAGCAGAUACAGAAAAACAUUAGCAAUUAUUUGGAGUUGUGUUUCCAAGUUGUGUUCAGGUGUUGUGUUCAGGUGUUUCUGGCCACCUGAUGUAAGUCCAGUGUUCAUUCUCAUUUUAGCUCUGUUUUGGUCUCAACCAACGUCUGAGGGUAAUAUCUGCUAAAUUGUCCAUUAUGUUCACCAGCUAGCCGCUAACUUUGUCUGCCGUUUGGUGCUGGGCAGAUAGUGUAUAGUGGGUUUUUAGAGCUUUUUACUUGGAAACAAGUUGAUGAGAGCGGUGAAAGUGAACCAAAACAGUAAAGUUGCGGGAUGUAAAACCAAAACAAUGUGUUGAAAAACACUAAACGCUCCACUGAGCUGCAGACUAUAGUUUGUUACUAUGAGCAACACCUUUCACAUCACAUGUAGUCAUUUGACUUAUUAUGAUUAUUCAUAUAAAAAUACUGAUUAGUGCAGCUUUAAUUUAAAAGCAGCAAGCACUCCAAUCAGAGCCCUUUUUGCUGCUCUGUGGGUUGGGUGUCUUUAAACUUUUAGGUGGCACACUACUUACACAUCUUUAAAUUAAAGAGUUGUCUUUACAUUAAAGCUGUCAUAAAAUGGAAACUGUAAAUUGAUUUUUAUAUAUAUAUAUAUAUAUAUAUAUAUAUAUAUAUAUAUAUAUAAAAUUAAAACACUAAAAAAGUCCACAAUUGUCCUGGUUGGCUUUGUCAGUAUGAUUUAAAGGCCAGAUUUCUAUACUCAGCAAAUAUUUGUUUCAGCCUUUCAGCCCAGAAUUAAUGAGAUUAUGAUCUUGUAGCAAUUAAACGUCCCCAUAAUGCCGACAGUCCUCAUGUCAGUGUUUGCUUCAGUAUGUAUUGGAUUUACUUUGUUUAAAUACUGUUUCAUACGGUUUUGUAAAUGCAAAAAGAAUAGAUUGGAUCCAGCAUGGUGCGCAUGCUGUGAAUGUGUAUCCUGCAUUCAGGAUAACACCAGUUUUCUUCAGUGUUCAGAUUAUUCAGAUGUUUAUCACCUGUCAGGAAGUGUUUUUUAAAAUCUAGUGUUACUUUGCAGAUCAAUGUUUUAUGUACAAUUAUAUUUAACCAGUGCUUACAUGGGACUAUGUCUAGAGGAUACAUCUUUAUUGGCAGCCAAAGGACAGGAAUUGUACUCUUGGACUGACCUUUGAAGAGUCGUCUUUCUCUUAAAUUGUUACUCAGAAAAGCCCACUAUUAUUUUCAAAUUUCAUGUCACCCUGUUAUAAAGGGCUUUUUAAAAAAAAAAAAAAAAAAAUGAUGUUGCAUGUAACUUUGUGUUUCCAUUCUGACUUUGCAGAUGUUCUUCACUAAAACAUCUACAUUGUAAUAUUUGUUUUUAGAUUUUAUUUUUGUAAUGUCACAAUAUUCAGGACUUUAAAUUAACUAACUGAUGAAUAUACAGUGACUGUGUGUAUGAAGCGCUAUGACAUGGUAGCACUGAGACCUGUGGAGUGUUUUGGUUUUGUUGACAGACUGAGGGGAAUUGUAUCAAACAUUUACAAUGCUUUUAAUUUCUAAUAAACUACAAAAGAUGCAA
This is a messenger RNA of Siniperca chuatsi (mandarin fish), 3965 nucleotides long. RefSeq names its product axin interactor, dorsalization associated (gene aida). The transcript is spliced from 11 exons. Gene Ontology annotation, biological process: determination of ventral identity. The record is from RefSeq and is a predicted model, not a curated record. Bases 28 to 951 code for a protein of 307 amino acids. NCBI's taxonomy places the organism in Eukaryota, Metazoa, Chordata, Actinopteri, Centrarchiformes, Sinipercidae. Gene Ontology annotation, molecular function: phosphatidylinositol binding. Gene Ontology annotation, cellular component: membrane.